Messenger RNA from Ilex paraguariensis (yerba mate), 1390 nucleotides. The record is from the annotation of a GenBank genome assembly. Lineage: Eukaryota; Viridiplantae; Streptophyta; Magnoliopsida; Aquifoliales; Aquifoliaceae.
CAGCCAGUCAUCUUCAAAACGCAAUCCAAGCUCUCUCUCUCUCUCACAAUUCGUAAACAACUGGUAACCUGCCGUAAAAACAUACACAAACACAGAGCAAUGGAAGCUCCGGAGUUCUUCAUCGGCGGUUAUUUUGGCCACGCCGUAGGAGACAACCAAUUAUUCGACCAGAAAACGAACGAUAAUAACAACCAAUUCGCUGUUGAUGACUUGCUUGAUUUCUCCAAAGAAGAAGUCAUGACCGACGGUUUUUUCGAUAACGUUACUGGAAAUUCAGCUCAUUCUUCGACUGUAUCCAUCCUUGACAGCUGUAAUUCCUCCGUUUCCGGUGGAGAACCUCCGUUCUCCGGCAAUAUCAGCUGCCGUAGCUUCAAUGACCCUCAAUUCUCCGGCUCCGAACUCUGUGUUCCGUACGACGACUUGGCUGAUCUGGAAUGGCUCUCGAACUUCGUGGAGGACUCAUUCUCAAGCGACGACCUCCAAAACCUCCAACUUACCACCGUCACAACCACAGCCCCCACCGACACCGCCUCCAUUUCCUCCACCACCACCACCACACUGGAGCUUGCAACCAUGCCAAAUAUCAACUCCUCUCCGAUAUUUCCCUCGGCCGUCGUCGUUCCAGGCAAAGCCCGUAGCAAACGGUCACGCGCCGCCCCAGGCAACUGGUCCUCCCGCCUCCUCGUCCUCUCCCCGGCCAAAUCAUCAUCAGAAAACAACACUCCACCCAUCAAAACGGCGUCGUCGAAGAAGAGGGAAAGUGCGGAAACCCCUGGCCGGAAGUGUUUGCACUGUGCUUCCGAUAAGACACCGCAGUGGAGGACGGGGCCGUUAGGCCCAAAGACUUUAUGCAAUGCGUGUGGGGUAAGAUACAAGUCUGGUAGGUUGGUUCCAGAGUACCGGCCGGCGGCGAGUCCGACAUUUAUGUCGGCGAAGCAUUCGAAUUCGCACCGGAAGGUACUGGAACUCCGGCGGCAAAAUGAGCUCCAGACACACCACCAGCAACAGUUACUUACGCAAACCUCGAUCUUCGGCGUACCCGUAUCGAACGGUAAUGAUUACGUGAUUCAUCAUCAGAGUGGUCAAGAGUUCAGGCACAUGAUCUAAUGCGUACCGGUCCAGGAAAAUUAAGCUGCACCUUUAAUUUUAACCAUCAAUUUCUUACUUUUUCCUAAUUUCUGAUGCUCUAGGUGUUCAAAAUUUUUUUUUGGGGAAAAUCUAAAAAUAGAAGAAAAAUGGAGGAAGAAGAUGGUCAAUUCAGUGUAGUGCUAAAAUUACGUUUUUCCCCUAUUCUUUUUUAAGUAUGAAUUUCUAUUAAAUUUCGGUUGCUUUUUAAUUGAGAAAAGUGAGGGAAGUUUGAAUUUGUAAUUUGCUUGGUGACAAAGUAAAG